This is a messenger RNA of Brassica rapa (field mustard), 8062 nucleotides long. RefSeq names its product mediator of RNA polymerase II transcription subunit 13. Gene Ontology annotation, cellular component: mediator complex. The record is from RefSeq and is a predicted model, not a curated record. Gene Ontology annotation, molecular function: transcription coactivator activity. Gene Ontology annotation, biological process: positive regulation of transcription by RNA polymerase II. Lineage: Eukaryota; Viridiplantae; Streptophyta; Magnoliopsida; Brassicales; Brassicaceae.
CCAAGACAUUUUUUUAUUAAUAGUAGUGAAAAACUUUGAAAGUAUAUAAAUCAAAAACAUAAUAAAUGACAAUUUUGUCUUUAUUAAUCGCAUCGAUCACUAAUCAAACAACAUAUCGACAAAUAUCGAUAGCGACAUUUAAUAAAAAAAAUAUUAUCGAUAUCUGAUUCGACAGUAAACGGACGAGAUUUUAAUCAUUUCUUAUCAAUUUGUUUUAAGUUAAUUAAGGUUUAAUUGUCAAGUUAAAACCAAUAAAUUAACAUGUGGAGCCAAACACACACACACACACACACUCAUGUAACUCAGCCAAAAAGAUAAUAUGAACACAUGGACACAAAAUUUAUGGUAUUUUGAGAUUAAUAAUUAGAUUACAUGUUAAAUAUUAAGUAUAUAUGUCCGGUUUUAUAUUCAUACAAUUUGAAAAUCAAACAAUUUAUACAUAUUAAUUUUAGAGACUGAAAAGUGCUUAUAUCUCGUUAUGUCCAAAACUAAUACCGAAUAUGAUUAUUGGAUCAUUAUUACUUAAUUUCAAACAGAAGAAGUUAAUUUUUUGAUAAAAUAUUCUGAUUUUUGUUUAUUUUGCCAGUAUAGAGUUUAUUUACCUUUUGAAUAUUUAGGUUUAAUUAUCAUUAAUAAAUAGGCUGGGGGGGGGGAUUAAAAUGUUUUUCACAAAAAAUGAAGUUUUUCACUAUUUUCUAUAAAACAUAUUGAAAGAUAAGUUAGAUAUUUAUAAUAAAACUAAAAUAUUUUUAAUACAUUUUAGUUAUUUUCAGAUUUGUAGUCAUUAGUUUAAUUAUUGCUAUUUGUUUUUUUUUGUUAUAAACAUUAAAUAUCAUAUAAAAUAGUUUAAUCAAUUUAAUAUAUAUUCUACAAUUUCGCAAAUUUUAAAUUUUUCUAUCAUUCAAUUAAUUUUUUCUGCAACUUAAUUAUUAUUUCUGCGAUUCCACGAUUAAGCGAUCGGUAUCGGAGCUAUAAUUGACACAGAAUCAACCAACCAAAAAAAAAAAAGGAAAAAAACAAAAUAAAAAACCCUAAAGAGAGUUCGUUUGGAUCUGGUUUUUACAUGUAAAGUGAAAUCACGGGAAACGAGUCGUACACAGAGAGAGAGAGAUAAAAGAAAAGAUCGUAGACGAAGAAGAAGAAUCUUCCGAUCACUCUUCCUCGGACAAUCUCAGAGUCUUCGCCUUUAUGAUUGGAAUCGUGCUUCCCUCGCGAUUCCGAGCUUCGUAAGUGUCUUCACGAUCAAAGUAGAGCCUAGUGAAAACCAUGUGGACCAAUGUCUUCAGAAUUGGGGGUCUUCAUCACGUUUCUUGGUUUCAGUUUCUUCCUAGUGAAGCUGAGCUCAAUCCCACCUCUGAUACAAGUUCAAGAGCUGAGCAGAAUGACGUUGCAACAUAUCUUGUGCUUUCAUCUCAUCUGCGCUUGCAGAAGGAAGGCUUUCUUAGCACAUGGACCAAUUCUUUCGUUGGACCUUGGGAUCCAUCUCAAGGCUUAUACAACCCUGAUGAGAAGAUCAAGCUUUGGCUUUUUCUUCCUGGACGUCAUUCAUCAAUCACUGAUAAAGCUCAGGCUGCUGUCUCAAAGCUUAGAGUUGUUGCGUCAGGAAUCUGGGUAGCACCUGGGGACUCCGAGGAGAUAUCUGUUGCCUUUUCACAGUCUUUGCGUAAUUGCAUUGAAAGAGCGUUAAGUGGACUUUCUUACAUGAGAUUUGGAGAUGUGUUUUCAAAAGUCAGCCCUCAAAAUGAAGAAUAUUUGAGGAGGGGCCGUCUUACUGUUGAAUUCGUUUUUGCUGCUACCGAAGAGGCAGUUUUUGUCCAUGUCAUUGUUUCUGCCAAGAAUGUACGGACACUUUCAAGUGGCGAUGCUGAGAGGCUGUCAAGGAGUUCCUUGAAAAACUCCAGUUAUAGGCUUCCAGUGAUUGUUUCUCCUCAUGGAAUGCGGGGUAGCCUCACUGGAUUCUGUCCCAAUGACCUUGUCAAGCAAGUCUACUUCAGUUCUGGAAACUUAAGGUCUUCAAGUGGGUAUAUUGGCCUCCCUCCUCAUGCUGGUAGUGGGUCCCGUCUGAUAAAUGGCGAUCAUUGUUACGUGGAAGUUACACUUGGUUGCUGCCAAAAUAUAAAUGACAACACAAGUCAAACUAAUUCAACCUUUGCGGUGAAUGUUCCUCAAACAUCAGUUGGGAGUAAAGAUCACCGGAAAGGACACCCAGAUAUAGCAUCGAUGUGUGAAAAAAAGUUCAUAUAUCCAGCUGAGGCCGUGCUUGUGCCAAUUUUACAGUCGGCAUUUGCUAAAUUUUCUUUGAAAAGAUUUUGGCUUCAAAACUGGAUAGGACCAUCUCUAGCAGGCUCAUCGUUAUUUAUGCACUGGGCUGGUGAUUUUGACUUCUUUGGAUCGUCUGGAAAUAAGAGUGAUGGGUUCUUUGAAAAAAAUGGCUAUAAUAGCAGUGGCAGUAGCGGUAAUAGCAGCAUUAGUUCAACAAGUAGUGCUUCUAGUGGGAGUGGUUGGAGAAUGACUUCAAGAACUGGUGACCUUGAUGCGGAUGCAGAUUCUUUGACUUGUAAUGAUGAUCACCCAAAAUUGGGUUCCAAGCGGCCGCGAACAGGGAUGGCAGAGUCAUUCGGUCAAGUAGGUACUGCAAAUGAUCAAUUUGGUUGGGAUUGGGAUGAUGACGAUGAUGAUGAUAGAGGAGUUGGCAUGGAUAUCCAAGCACUUCUUUCAGAGUUUGGAGACUUUGGUGACUUCUUUGAGAAUGAUGCGUUACCUUUUGGCGAGCCGCCGGGAACAGCAGAGUCGCAUUCCCUCAUACUUCCUUCAGAUUCUGCUGAUGUAGGUUCUAGUCCAAUGGAUACGAUGGAUGUAUCAGACCAGAUUGUGUUGCCCGUUGGGUUUUCGUCUUUUGAGAGCUUCAAUCCUGCUCCCCCUAUCAUUGAUGAAGGCCUUAUCAAAAGUCAAGAAGUCCUCAACAACAGUGUCACUUCAGUUUCAGCUCCUUCUAAUCAAAUGUUAAGCUCUUCUAACAGUGAGUUCGAUCAUUUGAUGAAAGCAGAAGCUAUGAUGACCUUUGCUCCUGAGUAUGGAGCUGUUGAAGCACCUAUGAGCGAGAUUUCUUCGACGUCUUUCAAAAGCCCAUAUCUUCCCAAAUCUCAUAAAGUGGAGAGUUCAAAUUCAAGAACGAGUAGCUAUGUUUAUGGACCCACCCCACCUGCCACUGAUUCUGAUGGAGCAGUCGAUAAGAUUUUGCUUGGAUCAAAAGCAUACAUUGGUAAUGAUGGCAGAACUUUGUACACUAAGGUAGAGGGCAGAAAGGGCCGGUAUGAUAAGCUACCUACUUUAAUCAGUGACAACAAUAGUAAAAAGGAGGGUGUGUCUCAGUUAAAAUAUUCAAACUACAAUGCUUCUAGUGCUGUUAAGAUCGUACAGGGGAAAAAGACUGACGGUAUAUCUGCUGUUGUUAGUACUUUAUUAUCUUCAAAGACCUUGCUGGCAACAGACGUGGGAAGCGUUAUGUUCCAAGCCUUCAUGUAUAGGAUGCGGCACAAAGCCAUUUCUUCGAAGCACAGUUCUCCUGUUAGUCUGAGUAGGCUUAGUGGAAACUUCUUCCUGAACCAGGUGCCAAAUGAGCCAAGUAGUCUGACAGACAACGUAUCUGGAAGGAACGAGAUAUAUAAGAAAGAAGUACCUACUAGAAUAGCUGGAGAUUUCGAUGGAGGAAUGUUAGACAGCCACAUGAGUGCACCAGUUGGCGUGUGGCGGACUGUUUCAGUCCCAAAAACAGCAAAACCUGCUAGCUCGCCAAACAUUGAAGCAGGCUCAUCCUUGCCCCAUAGUUCAUUUAGCGAAAACAGUUUGCUUUCUUAUGGACAAAGGCAGCCAUUGCAGGAGCUUCUAGAUGGAAUAGCGCUACUUGUACAGCAAGCUACUUCUUUCGUUGAUUUAGCUCUGGAUUCAGAUUGUGGGGAUGGACCUUAUGGCUGGCUUGCACUGGAAGAGUUGUGGAGACGGGAACUGUCGUGUGGACCCUCUGCUGGCCAUGCAGGCUGUGGGGGAACUUUGGCUUCCUGCCAUUCUCUGGACAUUGCUGGUGUCAAGCUAGUUGACCCACUCUCUGCUGAGGUUUUUCCUUCCUCUGUCAUUACUCUACUGCAAUCUGACAUCAAGACAGCUCUGAAAUCCGCAUUUGGUCAGUCAGACGGCCCAUUAUAUGUCACAGAUUGGUGCAAGGGCCGAAAUCAAUCGAUGGAUGGAGUAUCUAUUUCCGAGGGAUCUACUGCCGAGUCAGUCCUGAGUGAAGUGUCAAAUGCAAUAGAUGGUGGGAAAGGAGAGGAGUCUGCUCAGAGCCAAGAUAUAUACAGUUCAGAGUUACUCCGACCUACACUUUUUGUUCUUCCAUCACCCUCUAUACUUGUCGGAUACCAAGAUGACUGGCUUAAGGUUUCAACCAACUCCUUGCCACAUUGGGAAAAGGCCCCUUUCGAGCCAUAUGCUUUGCCGAAAAAUAUGAACUAUACUGUUGUAUGCCCGGAUAUAGAUCCUUUAACCAGUGCUGCUGUUGAUUUCUUCCAACAACUUGGAACUGUUUAUGAAACGUGCAGACUGGGAACCCAUUUGCCACAGAUCCUAGGAAAUCAAAUGGAAACUGACGCUGGAAGAUUAUCCUCGUCAGGAUUUGUUCUGCUUGAUUGCCCUCAAUCGAUGAAGAUUGAAAGCAAUAACACGUCGCUUCUGGGAUCUCUCAGUGAUUAUUUUCUCUCCUUGUCGAAUGGGUGGAAUGUAAAUAGCUAUCUGAAGUCUUUGUCAAAAGCGCUGAAAGGUCUUAAGCUUGGGUCUGGGCUUUACACAAACCAGAAAGAAGGGUCAGCUACUCCAUGCAUGGUAGUGUACAUAGUGUGUCCAUUUCCCGACCCUUCGGCAGUUUUAAGGACAGUCGUUGAAUCGUCUAUAGCACUUGGAUCAGGGAUAAAGCCAGAUAGAGACAGGAGAUCGUUACUUAAUAGUCAGGUUGCAAGGGCAUUUGGUAGUUCUGCUGCUGUAGACGAAGCAUCAAUAUCUCACAUUCCAGUGCUUUCGGGGUUUAGCGUCCCUAAGCUAGUUCUACAAGUGGUGUCUGUUGAUUCUAUUUUCCGGAUAACAAGUCCAAGCUUUAAUGAGCUUGUCAUCCUCAAGGAUACUGCCUUUUCUGUCUACAAUAAAGCUCGGCGAAUUUCAAGAGGAAUGCCUAAUGAUGCAUUUCUCUCAUCAUCAUUAUCUAACAGAUCCUCUUCAGCCUUGGCUUCAGUGAAUUCUAUCUCAGGAAUCUGGAAAGACUGCGUCAGUUCUCGAAUGACAGGUUCUACACAUCCAAGAGAUGGUGAUAUUGAUGGUAGCAUUAGAACGAGUAGUUGGGAUAGUAGCUGGCAAAUAACAAGAUCUGGAGGAGUAAGCUGCGACUCAAACAGAAAUGGAGAUUUUUACAUUAAUGAGGAAAUUUUCUAUCUAUUUGAACCGCUUUUCAUCCUUUCCGAGCCUGGUUCCGUGGAUCGUGGAGUUUCACCUACUUUCGGCGGCUUAGGAUCCGAGUCUUCAAAGCCAAUACCUGAGGAUGGUGGCAGAGGUUCAGGACUUGGCGUCAAUUCAAUGGAAGGUACAAGCUCCCAGGGGGAUGCAUCACAGGUUGAAGGGAAGGCUGUUCCAAGCUUACAUUGCUGCUACGGUUGGACAGAGGACUGGAGAUGGCUUGUAAGCAUCUGGACUGACGCCAGGGGUGAAUUGCUUGACACACAUAUAUUCCCCUUUGGUGGGAUUAGCAGUAGACAGGAUACGAAAGGGCUGCAGUGUCUUUUUGUUCAAGUUCUGCAGCAGGGAUGUCAGAUACUACAGGCAUGUUCCUCCCCUGACAGUGGAUCUUUCAAACCCAGGGAUUUUGUCAUUACACGCAUUGGGAGUUUCUUUGAGCUUGAGUACCUAGAGUGGCAAAAGGCAAUUUACACAGCUGGAGGUCCUGAGAUUAAGAAGUGGCCUAUUCAACUUCGACGUUCUGCACCUUCUGGCGUAGCCACCAAUAGCAACGGACCUUCCUUGCAACAGCAUGAUCUGAGUUUGAUUCAGGAGAGAGCCUCGUCAACUAGCACACUCUAUGGCUCUCACUCAAAACCAUCCACCUUUGUGAAAGGCGGUAUGGGGCACUCUGCUGGAAGAAAGCAAACAAUGGGUGGACAAACCAUUUCUGGUACUCCAAGGGGUUUGUUUCAGUGGGUUCACAGCAUCAGUUUUGCUUCUAUUUCACUUGAUCAUUCUCUGCAUUUUGUUCUUCCGGCUGAGUUGGUAUCUCCUGGAGGUGGCCAGAGCAGUACUGGUAUGAGUGCAGCAAAUUACAUUGAAGGUUUCACUCCAGUCAAGUCUCUUGGGUCAACGGCUUUCUCUUACAUGAUGAUACCAUCACCCAACAUGCGCUUUCUUCACCCAAGUCCUCUUCAGCUUCCCACAUGUUUAACUGCAGAAUCACCUCCACUUGCUCACCUCCUUCACAGCAAAGGCUGUGCAAUCCCCUUGUCUACCGGAUUUGUUGUUUCAAAAGCUGUGCCUUCCAUGAGAAAAGACUCGAGAAUAAACGUGAAAGAAGAAUGGCCAUCAGUUCUCUCUGUAAGUCUCAUAGACUAUUAUGGUGGUUAUGACAACGCUCAUGACAAAGUUCUUCAAGGAAUCAUGAAGCAAGGCGGUGGAGGGACCAAAGAAACUAGAGAUUUUGAGGUUGAAAGCCAUCUAAUCCUUGAGUCAAUUGCAGCAGAACUCCAUGCUCUAUCGUGGAUGACUGUUAGUCCAGCAUAUCUGGAUAGGCGGACUGCAUUGCCAUCUCACUGUGAUGUGGUUCUCAGACUGAGUCGUCUGCUUCAUUUUGCGGAUAAAGAACGCUCCAGGCUACCAGAUAAGUCGGGAGUUUGAAACAAUGCAGGAGCAUAUCACUCAAGUUCAGUAUCAAAAGAUGAGACCAAGCUUUCUGUCCUGUCCUGCACCUCCUGAGUAAUCUGUCAUGUUUAAGGCACUUAGGUUUCUUGGGCUAGUUCACCAGUGCUAUACAUUAUAAAGUAGGAAGAAGUGGUGUAGAUCUACUAGAUGUAGUUCAGGUUUUUAUUUGGGGCUUAAGAACUCUGUAAAAAAAAUUAGCAUUUACGGCUUUGCUCUACUUGUUGUGAUUCACUUUAGGUGCAUAGGUUAGUUUCCUUAUAGCCCCUUUGUAUUUGUAAUUUGACUUUAUUUAUCAUUCCUCUGUAAAGUCGACACAAUAUUAUUAAUAUUGGUUUCUCAGGGAAAUACUUGUAGAAUAUUGCUAUCUUUGGGGCUAAGCAUAAUAGUUUUCUCUUGAUCAGUCCCAUAAUGAAUCAUGACUCUUGCAUGAGUUGUGCAGCUGAUGAGCUGAAGAUUCUAACAGGCUUGGUUCUCAACCACUCGGUCGCCCUAAGAGGCUAACGCAUAUUUGUGAUUCAGAUCAGGUUUUAACUCUACUGAUUGGCUUACAUAUAUGGAUGGAUUACUGCAACUAUUGUUGUGUGGUUCAAUCAUUAAAUAUCAUUUAUUGUGGGGUCAUCUUUAGCUUUCUUUCUGUGGCGAGACACAUGGAAACUCAUGUUGCCUUGAGGCACCAUAUCACCAUUAUGAUGAUGUCGGCAUCAUAGUGCCCCCACACUUCCUUCCAAAUACAGCUCAUAACAUCAUUGAUUCCACCAACUCUUAGACAAUUCCAAAGUAUCCCCUCUCUCUUAUUGAAUCUUUUUGUGAACCCAAAUCAAUGAAAUCUGAUAAAGUUUGUAACGUCCAUUAACAAGUUAUGUGAUGCCUUUCAUGGAUUAGUGGAUACUUUGUAAGAUAAAACGAAUCCAUAAACAAUGAAAAAUGAUGAUGAUACAUAGAAACACAUAUAGAAACGGAUGGUUGCAUUAAGAAUAAUACAACACUCUAUAGAAUCAAACCACACACAAAAUCAUUAGAAAAAACAAUAAAAUUAAUAGAGGGGAAAAAGAAUGAUAAAUGUUUGUUUUUGGCUCAAAAGAGAAGACCAGAUGCCAAAGCAACAACAGAAGCAAACAAU